Klebsormidium nitens is the source of this 1200-nucleotide messenger RNA. NCBI's taxonomy places the organism in Eukaryota, Viridiplantae, Streptophyta, Klebsormidiophyceae, Klebsormidiales, Klebsormidiaceae. The record is from the annotation of a GenBank genome assembly.
AUGCACUCCAACAUAAUUGGCACGUCCAGUCCGAUGGCCCGCAAUCUGACGGUCACGUGCAGCGGAGAGGUGGCCGGUCGGCCUCCGGACAAAAUCCCGAAGUGGGUCCGUACGUCCGAAAGCAUUCACCGCUCCGGCGGCGUCCGCGCAAACCGUCCGUCUCUGGGGAAUCGCAAGGCAGCGCUGCAGAGCGCUGACGGGAAGCAGACUCUUCUCGAGAAGAUUUUAGGGAGUGCCGAAGCAACUAGGUUGAGGACUUGGGAAGGCCCCGCUUUGGUGGACCAGCGCUCCUGGAGGCACACGCUCGACUGGGCCGAUCCGGUGUCGUACCAAACGGACUUCCUUUGCGACGUGCCCUCGAGUCUAGUUCCGACUCUUUCCCGGCGCAUGACGAAGCUGAGUCUUAGCUUCGGUUACGCCGGUAGCUCUCCCGCUGCGCCGCCAGCCAGAAUAGAUAUUACAGUGGGGCCCGUGGUUCGGGAUGGGCCCUACAAAGUGGCGGCUUGUAUGGGUCCGCUAUACGGCAAACAGAGCCGGGCGCAGUGGGUCCAGUGGCUCGAGUUCCAUAUCCACAUCGCCGGUUUCGAAAAAUUCUUUCUCUACAGCGUCGACGAUACGGAGCAAUUGCUCGACGUCCUGCGAGACUACGUCGACGAAGGAACCGUCGAGGUGCGGCGGUGGGAGACGUUUGGGACGAGGGAGAAGUUCCUGGAGAGCAAACGGUACUACGACGAGCAGCCGCUGCGUUCGCACUGCAUAACCAGGAAUAGAGGGGUGGCCACGUGGCUGUCCUUCCAUGACGUGGACGAGUAUAUUUUCGUUCGGAGAGGGGCGCAGUUGGGAAACGUGGCGGCGCUCUUGGACGGCCUCCCGGAAGAAGUGGGUGCGGUCAGGAUCAUGAGGCACAGAUUCCCGGUGUCUAAGGACUUUGAGGGAUCGGGGUCGGAUCUAGUCAUCCAAAAGCACUUGAACCGUAGCGCGAUUUUCGACGAGAACCAAGGAAAGCCCAUCGUGAGGACGGAAGUGGCCCGGGAGGUCACCGCGCACGAGUUGGAGUUCUUUGAGAAUGGGCAAAGCAAGACGGCUGAGAAUAGCAUCACGCUGCCCAUCGACUGGGCCAUCAUCAAUCACUACAGACGCGAACCGGUGCAGGGAGAUCCGAACGAGCUGUUCGAUAGGUUCGCACGUAAACACGUUUAG